UAUAAAUGGCCAUGAACGUGUUGUCUCGACUAGUCACUUCCUCAAGAGUCUUAUCAUCAAACGUUACGCUUUCGUUUUCUCAAUUUCCCAACAAAACCCAAAAGCUUCUACCUCCAAAGAGAGAAAGAAAUAGGAUAUUAUCUCCGCUUGUGUGUAAGAGCGAUGGCAUCUGAAAAACAAAAACAAGGAGAAGUUCAACCUGGCAAAGAACACGUCAUGGAAUCAAGUCCACAGUUCUCUAGCCCAGACUACCAACCGUCUAACAAACUUCGUGGAAAAGUGGCGCUGAUAACAGGCGGAGACUCAGGGAUUGGCCGAGCCGUGAGUUACUGUUUUGUACUUGAAGGUGCAACAGUGGCUUUCACUUACGUGAAGGGUCAAGAGGAAAAAGAUGCACAAGAGACCUUACAGAUGUUGAAGGAGGCAAAACCCUCAGAGGCUAAGGAUCCGAUCGCGAUUCCAACGGAUUUAGGAUUUGAUGAGCACUGCAAGAGGGUCGUUGAUGAGGUUGUUAAUGAGUUUGGACGCAUCGAUAUCUUGAUCAACAACGCAGCUGAGCAGUACGAGAGCAGCUCGAUCGAGGAGAUCGAUGAGCCAAGGCUUGAGCGAGUCUUCCGUACGAAUAUUUUCUCUUUCUUCUUCCUCACAAGGCAUGCGUUGAAGCAUAUGAAGGAAGGAAGCAGCAUAAUCAACACAACUUCGGUAAAUGCUUACAAAGGAAACGCAUCACUUCUUGAUUACACCGCUACAAAGGGAGCGAUUGUGGCGUUUACUCGAGGUCUUGCACUUCAGCUCGCUGAGAAAGGAAUCCGUGUGAAUGGUGUAGCUCCUGGUCCUAUAUGGACACCACUUAUCCCAGCCUCGUUUAAUGAAGAGAAGAUUAAGGGUUUUGGUUCAGAGGUUCCAAUGAAACGAGCCGGGCAGCCUAUUGAGGUUGCACCUUCCUAUGUUUUCUUGGCUUGUAACCAUUGUUCCUCCUACUUCACCGGUCAAGUUCUUCAUCCCAACGGAGGAGCUGUUGUGAACGCGUAAACAAUGAAACACCCUCGACAGUACUGUCAUGUCCACACGGCCGUCUAAAGACGUAUGCGGUCUCAGCAUGGUGUUAAAACUUGUGGCAUCGUUGUUGGUUUAUAUAGGGGUUUCUUUUGUUAAUGUAAGUGUUGUUAUGGGAAAAACGUACUUUAUGUAAUCUGGUGGAAGUAGCAACAAAAAAACGUUGAAAUAAAAGACUUCCUUAAUCCAAGUUAUGAUUAUGGUUUAAAUUUUACAUAAAUAUUUAGAGA
Messenger RNA from Thlaspi arvense, 1286 nucleotides. The record is from the annotation of a GenBank genome assembly. NCBI's taxonomy places the organism in Eukaryota, Viridiplantae, Streptophyta, Magnoliopsida, Brassicales, Brassicaceae.